AUGAGAACAUGGGUUAACCUAUAUAAUGGCACAGCCUUCGACGCAUGGGUUGAUACUGGGAAAGCUCCAGCCUUUCCGGAAAGUCUUAAAUUAUACAACAAACUAUUAUCGUUGGGGUUCAAAGUUGUAUUCGUAACAGGAAGAGCAGAAAACCGUAGAGAGAUUACAAGGAAAAACCUUCAUGCAGCUGGAUACAAAAACUGGAAAAAACUUAUUCUAAAGGAACCAUCAGAUUCAAAGAAAACAGCAGUCAUGUUUAAAUCAGAAAAAAGGGCAAAACUUGUAAAGCAGGGGUAUAGAAUCCAGGGUAAUAUUGGAGAUCAGUGGAGUGAUCUUUUGGGAACUGAUAUAGGCAGCAGAAAAUUCAAGUUGCCUGAUCCUAUAUACUACAUUGCUUGA
This is a messenger RNA of Papaver somniferum (opium poppy), 399 nucleotides long. RefSeq names its product stem 28 kDa glycoprotein-like. The record is from RefSeq and is a predicted model, not a curated record. The transcript is spliced from 3 exons. Bases 1 to 399 code for a protein of 132 amino acids. NCBI's taxonomy places the organism in Eukaryota, Viridiplantae, Streptophyta, Magnoliopsida, Ranunculales, Papaveraceae.